UGUUAUUUCAUAAAAAAAAGAUUAACCUACUUUUUCAUAUUAUAAUGUCGGAUAAUAGCGAAUUGAUUGUACUUGAUUUAGUUCAGCUGGACUCUGUCGGGCAGGGCCUGGUUCCCGUUUUACGCUACACAGUGGCAGUCACGGCAAUGGCGUCAGCCAACAAGCCCUUCCUUAUCCCACUCCUAAUCCGCCACAUAUUGCAAAACAUGUCCGCAGCCGAUACCCUGGAAUUUGCAGCCAAAGCUCGCGAGGCGCUGGUCAAAAUGAUAUCCACCAUAGGCGCACCGCGUGUUAUCAACGGCACAGCUCAAUUGAUGGAUACUCUGGACAAGAACACGAGAGAUUUGCUUCCACAGCAGUCCCAAAGAACGCACUGUGAUUAUGAUACUGUUCGCCAGCGUGGUAUAGAUCUGUGGCGCGGAGUGUACAGCAGACAAGCAGACAAGCUAGAGGAAAAAAUCGGGGCGUGGAAUCCUGAUCUCAUAGAGUUUAUUCAGACAGACUUGUAUGGCCGCUUGUUGAGCGAUUGUCGUAUUCUUGAUGCAAAAUCCACUGAGUUGUGCGCGAUUGCCGCAUUGGUGCCUAUUGAUGUGCCAUCGCAACUUAAAAGCCAUGCUGGGCGCUUCAGAAGCAGAAUUGACGCAGCCAGUGCUCUGGCAGAGCAUGUAAAGCAUAUAUAAGGAAAUGACAUGACAUUUUAAAUAAAAUAAUUAUAUCUGGUGGAAAGUAAAUUUUC
Molecule: messenger RNA, 736 nt
Organism: Kickxella alabastrina
Lineage: Eukaryota; Fungi; Kickxellomycota; Kickxellomycetes; Kickxellales; Kickxellaceae
Exons: 2
Coding region: 45-680 (211 amino acids)
Source: RefSeq, a predicted model, not a curated record